CAGUUAAAAUUAUUAAAGGAUAAUUCUGGUUUAUUUCUGCCUGCUGGAUUCUCCUUUUAAUGCAUCUAUUGUUUCUCUAUGGGUCAUGCUAACUUUAACACUCUCAGCCUCUGUUGUAGAGAUUGAGGGAAAUGCCAACAUGACAGGAUUUAUCCUGGAAAACAGAGCAGCUUUCCAGAAUCCCUGAUUUUUACAUGAAUCAUCAUAAACAAAAUGUUUAAGUCUGAGACUAAAGACAGAAAUGAGCCGCCUCCUAUGGACAUUUUGCUAACUGCAUUCUUCUACCUGCCCCUCCAAGCCUCUCCCACUGUCACUUUCUAAAUGUGCCUCUGAUCAAGUUGCCUGGCAACAGGGUUCCUUCCGCCCACUGCAAUACAUUUAGCAGAGAACAUGGAGGAUUCUAGAACCUUCUGCUGUUACUAAUUACUCUGAGAAAUCAUCUGUCUGUUUGUCUGUGUGUGUUCAACAACUGUACAUUUAAUCCAUCUCAAACUGGGCGGGUUUGUCACUGGGGACCUGAGAAAGUGCAGCGUCACAUUUAAAGUCAAUCGGAGCGUUUUUGGCUUUAUUUUGGGUCGUUGCCAUUUGCUGGCAAAAGUAUGGCAUCAUUGUAUGUAUGACCCCAUCAGGUGACAUCAUACACUUGAUGAUGUCACUGAUAAAGCAACAGAGACAAUAUGAGGUGAUGCUCCUGUAUUGUGACAUCACAAAUGAUGAUGUCAUUUGUGAUGUCACAAUACAGAGCAGAGGCUAUAAAUACCUCAGAUGCGGUGAAGAUCAGUUAGUCCCGGAAUCCGAGCAACUGGUAAGAGAUUUACUUCGCACGAGUAGCUAGAGAGAAGAUCUGCAGCACGCAGCAAAAAUCCGUUCAGUGUUCUGUUGUUUCUAGAUUGUGUACUUUAUUUGUUUCUCUGUGAAAUGGCACAAAGAAACUGCGGAAGAGGCCGUGGUGGGUUUGAAAACCCUCCUCACCGUGGUGGCCACUACAAUAACAGGCGUGGCCCCACUGAAAAAGAAAAAUGGCUGUGUGCCUACCAGGACCGCAUCUUCAAGCUGGAGGACAAAAUAGAGGAGAUGGAGAAACACAUGAGGGAGCUCCAAGAGGAAAACUCUCAACUGCUCAGUCAAGUCCACAGCGAUAGCAGAAAGAUAAAGAGUCAGGAGGAACAUCUGCAGGCCUACAGAGAAAUGGAGGCAACCAACAAACGCCUUCAGGACAGCAAGAAAGAGUUGGAAGUAACCAACAAACGCCUCCUGGAGAGUAAUAGCGAAAUGGCAGUAGUAAACAAACGCAUCCUAAUGGCCUACAAAGAAAUCCAGGCAACCAACCAAUGCCUUCAGGACAGUAAGAAAGACAUGGAGACAACAAAUAAAUGUCUUCAGGAGAAUAAAAGAGUGUUGGAAGAAAAAAACAAAUGCCUCGAACAUACCAACGAAGAAAUAGAGGAAUCAUACAGACGUCUCCUAAAGUCUUACAACGAUAUCGAGGAAACCAACCAACGUCUUCAGGAGAGUAGUAAAGACAUGGAGACACCAAAUAAAUGUCUUCAUGAGAAUAACAGAGAGUUGGAAGAAAAAAACAAAUGCCUCGAACAUACCAAUGAAAAAAUGGAGGAAUCAUACAGACGUCUCCUAAAGUCCUACAACGAUAUCGAGGAAACGAACCAACGCCUUCAGGAGAGUAGUAAAGACAUGGAGACACCAAAUAAAUGUCUUCAUGAGAGUAACAGAGAGUUGGAAGAAAAAAACAAAUGCUUAGAACAUUCCAACGAAGAAAUGGAGGAAUCAUACAGACGUCUCCUAAAGUCCUACAACGAUAUCGAGGAAACCAACCAACGUCUUCAGGAGAGUAGUAAAGACAUGGAGACAACAAAUAAAUGUCUUCAGGAGAAUAACAGAGAGUUGGAAGAACAAAACAAAUGCCUCGAACAUACCAAUGAAGAAAUGGAGGAAUCAUACAGACGCCUCCUAAAGUCCUACAACGAUAUCGAGGAAACGAACCAACGCCUUCAGGAGAGUAGUAAAGACAUGGAGACAACAAAUAAAUGUCUUCAGGAGAAUAACAGAGAGUUGGAAGAACAAAACAAAUGCCUCGAACAUACCAAUGAAGAAAUGGAGGAAUCAUACAGACGCCUCCUAAAGUCCUACAACGAUAUCGAGGAAACGAACCAACGUCUUCAGGAGAGUAGUAAAGACAUGGAGACAAGAAAUAAAUGUCUUCAUGAGAGUAACAGAGAGUUGGAAGAAAAAAACAAAUGCCUCGAACAUGCCAAUGAAGGAAUGAUGGUAGUGAACCAGCUCCUCCAAGAAAGUAACAGAGAAUUGGAAGUAAUCAACCAACGCCUUCAGGAGAGUAGUAAAGAAAUGGAGGCAACACACAAAAGUCUCCAAGAGACGAUCAAAAAAUUAGAAAAAACAAACGAAGACCUCCAGGAGCAAAGUAAUAAAACAGAGAUAAGAAACCAAAACCUCCAAGAGUCUGUUAAACACAUGGAGGCAAAGCACAAACUCCUCCAGAAGAAGAUUGAUAAGAUAGAGGCCUUCAGUACUGAACUCCAGCAGCAGAAGGAAAAAGCAGAUACCAGCAAAAAGGUACUGGAGGAGGAGUAUAAUAAUCUGCUGGAGGAAAAACAGUUUAUGGAGGAAGAGAGAAAAAUCCUGGAGGAGGAAAAUCAGGAGCUUCAACUUCUGAGUCAAAAGACUAAAAAAAGAGGUUUCUUUAGUUUGUUCCAGAGGAAGACAGAGGAGGAGAAAAUGCAAAAGAAAGAAAAGAAAAUGAAGAAAGUGAAAGAAAAAGAGGAGAAGAAAAAGCAGCAAGAAAAAGAAGAGAAGAAAGAGCUGCAAAUGAUGGAAAAGGAAGAAAAGAAGGAGGAGAAAGAAGAGAAGAGGAAGAAGAAGAAAGGCGGUCGGAGCUGGUUCCACUAACCAAGUGUAGAAAAAUCACUAGCAUUAGGAUAAUUGGAUCUAUAAUUUGGCCCCAAAUUGAAAAGAAAAGAAAAAAAUAAUUCAAAUUCAAAUAAAUCAAACCAAAUAAACCAAAAUAAAUAUAUAUGUGCAUGUGUGUACUUCUCUGAAUCCUCUACAGCUGCACCACAUUCUGACUGCUGGAUGUUGCUUUUGUUGUACGAACACUUUUGUUUUUGAUUUGAACAGGAUUAAAGGUUUCUGCAGGUUACAAUAGCUUGAUACUUUAUUGAUCCUUUGCAGGAAGUGAUGUUGUUAUAACAGCUACAGUCACAUUAUAACCACAUAAAACAUUUGAGCACAGAAUCUAUUUGCAGAGGCGCUAAAUGUACUGAAAACUCUGAAGACGUGUGAAAAACAAUGUGCAAAAAUGUACAACAAAAAAGUCAUGUAAGUGCAUGCAGUGUGUAAAAAUGUGAAAAAACAACUAUGUAAUGUAAAGUUAUACUGUGUACAAAAUAUAAUGUGUAAAAAUGUGAAAAAACA
Molecule: messenger RNA, 3450 nt
Organism: Amphiprion ocellaris (clown anemonefish)
Lineage: Eukaryota; Metazoa; Chordata; Actinopteri; Pomacentridae
Product: golgin subfamily A member 6-like protein 25
Exons: 1
Coding region: 919-2925 (668 amino acids)
Source: RefSeq, a predicted model, not a curated record